AUGGGAAGCCACUGUAACAAGAAUGUCACACUUUCGUUGAGUGAACUGCGACGACUCUUGGAACAACUUCCUCAUCAACUUUCUGCACUGUCAACGCAAGGAAUUACUACAGGAAGCAAUGUCGAUAAACAUCGUCUACCUCCACCAAAUACCUCUCUUCUUGAGAAAUCGAUUUUCGCAGUUAACAAGAGACUAGGAGAUCUUGUCGAUCGAAUUGAUCUGAUGAACAAGGAGCUAGCCGACAUUUUCCAGCAGUAUAAGAACACGAUAACUCUUCGACGGGGUCUUACGGUAUGGCUUCGGGAUACGUCAGAUGUCGUGGAAUCCGCAGAGAAAAGCAUCCAAAGCUAUCCUCAUAGAAAUAUUUCCACAAGCACUGCUGCAAGGAAUCUUGAAAAAGCAUCAAGUGAGGCUGUUCAUAGUGAAGAGAAGCUGAAGGAACUCAAUCAAACUUUCAAGAAUUUAAUAAACCUACUUGAGGUAAGUUCCAAUUCUCUGGAAUCAGCUAAUCGUGGUGAUAAAUACCAUCGUUCUGUCAGCGGUUUUCCUUUUGUCAACAUGGAGCCUGCCAAUACCAGAUUUGCAGAUCCAUCAAUAAAUGGGAUAAUCGAUCUUGUCUCCCUGGAAUCGUCAAUAGCAAAUCUAAACACCCAAUUCAAUGCCCUUAAAAGCAGGAUUGAUGAUAAUUUAGCAAUGAUCGUUAACAUACCCUGUAAAGAGGAACAUCAGAGCACCUACGCUACCGGAACGACCCACCGCACAAUGGAAAGCAUGCGAACACUCCUUUCACCACCAUGUUGUACCACGGGGGAUCUCGGCGAUAUCUUCACUAUAACUGGUUCUAGUCGUCACAGACGUAGGAAGGCCUCACCUUCUCUCAACUCUGAAGAACUCCAGGCUAAGCGCAGGCCAUUGAAGAGAAAACUAAAUCGGUAUUGCGUCGUGUCGGGAUUCUACCUAACUUCUCCAAAUCAGUCACUGCGAGUUGAGACAGCUAUUACACGAGCUAUGAUUCGAGAGGGCUUAGUUGACGUUCAUAAUAACCGUGUUUAUGAUUCGGACUCUGGAGCUAUGAUAAACGUUGGGGAAGCAUUGGGAAAGAGCGUGAUUGUCGGACUUAUCUUCACAAAAUCCUUUGUCAAGCAGACUGGUGAAACGACGUAUUGGUUGGAGAUAUUCCACAAGAGACAUGAUGUCUACCUUCUAGAAGGAGUCUAUGAUGUUAAUGCGAAGGCAAUUGUUCCUGUUGAAGAAGCUAUUACCUCAAAACUUCUUGAUCCCAUUCGUGGGUUGUAUCAUCAUACCGGAACUACCGAAACGAUCACACUUGAAGAUGCUCAUCAGCAGGGGCUAAUCCGCGUUGUUCAUCAUUUGAGACCUCCCUGUGAGAACCUGAUAUCUAGACCAUUUGAUUCCAUUCACUAUAGAACUGUGGAAAUUGACUUAGCUGUGCGUCCGUUAAAUGUCACUUUCAAGGAACAGGAGGAUAUAAUAAACCAAAUUGAUGAAAAUGGAGUAUAUGACCAUGUAAAGGUGAGUCAACAAAACAUCACUGUAAAACAACCAAAGAAGAGACAACUAGAUCUCCACUUAUUGGGCAACCUCGCACCAGUUUCGAUGACCGAUGGUACUGCGAUUUCGGCAAUAAAACUACCUCUAGUUCGACGUCUUGUCCCGCAAAAUCUCCCCAUCCUCGAGACAUCUCGUCGCCAACUUGAUUCUCCUCAACAAUUAUGUCUCGCUACUGCUCUAAGACGUGGUUGGAUAGACCCUCGAACAGGUCGAUUGAAAAGUUCUACUGGAGCUGUCUCUCAGGUGAAUCUUCUUGAAGCUGUGGAACAGAGAAUCUUGGAUCCUAACUCAAUCGUGGUUCGCAUUGGUAAUGGAAGAGAUUCAGACAUGUCUGAAAGCCAGCAUUAUACUUUAGCAACGGUAUUGAAUGAAGCGAAUGCGAUUGCAAAUCGUGACAGCCACAUAUCAGAAGCGAGUUGGAAAAAUGAGCUGCUGAAGAUUUUAAUGACUAGCAAUGCGGGUCCAGUAGGCGGUGAUGUUAGGGAGACGCUAUCACCUGAUGACUAUACUCGCCUUCGUUCUGUGAUCGGUCCUAAAUCUGGCAAAGGAGACAAGAAACUAGGCACAGUGAAAAUCAUUCUAAAACCAAAGAAAAAGAAUACUGAUGAGAAGCCCCCUGAAGAAAAGCCUCAAUGCGAGAGACUAAGUCUAGCUAGAGCUAUUCAAUGUGGAAAGUUUGAUCCAUCUACCGGAAUGGCAUUGACCGCCACUAAUCAGAAAAUAACUCUUGAGGAGGCUAUUGAAUUGUCAACAAUAGAUGGUGAAAACUCCCUAAUUCAAGAUGAACGAACUGGUCAUUAUCGUAGCCUGCUGAGUUACCUAAAUGAAGGAACAAUUCCUAUGGAAAAGUGGAUUGAAUGGCCGAUGGCAACACUAUUGUCUCCCAAGGACGUGGAACCGUUUGGGCGCAGACAAUUGAGUAUCGGACGCAGGAUACCAUACGCUUCAGCUCAUGCUCUACACCUUAUUAAUCAACAGAGCAGAACUGUUCUCAAUCCCCACACACAAACAUAUGUAUCCAUUCUGAAUGCAUUUAAUGAUGGACCCUUGUGUUACCACAGAACUGUGAUACACUUCAGAACUACACAGGAGUAUAUUCCGGUGGAUAUUUUACUACCAACUAAUCCUGAAAAUGUCAUAACCGAACUCCUGUUUAAUCGGUCUAUGUGUGUUGAAUUACAAGAGGAUAUUGUCGACGAGGGAAAACGAAACCGUUCUGCGCUUCAUGUAACAAUUCCACCUUGUACCGACUCAAAAGUAUCUGCGACAGUCAAGUUACCUGUAGACUUAAAGACAGCAGUUCAACUUGGUUAUCUAGACCCUCAGACUGGUUUUGUAAACGACCCUUUUACUGGACACCGUCUACUUAUUAAAGAGGCUAUCGAAAUUGGUCUGAUUGAUGGUGAGAAAACAGUGAUUAGAGAUCCAGCUACUAACAGCACAUCAACACUAAAUUCAGUAAUAAAUAACGGUGAUCCUGUAAACGUACCCUAUUUAAUUCAUUUAUCUCUUCUUGGUGAUGAUAAUCGAUCCAAUCUACCUUCUUCUGUGGGAGAUUCUGGUUUAGCAACAUCGUCCGGGAUAUCGGAACUUCCUGGAGAGAAUGAGAUUGUAGAAAUUACUCCAAGUGAACGUGAAAUGAAAGAAGGGAAGUGGCUGUCAGCCGCAGAGUUUCCUAUAGUAUUGAAUAAAGAUGUGCCGGGAGGAUCUCAUGUAAAAGACCAAGAUUCGAAAAUGCUGAAGUCAAAUUUACUUGAUGCUGCAUCGAAAGUCGGAACGGGCCUUGCUGUCGCAUUGGGCGCAGCCGCUUUGGGCGCAAAUAUUACUUAUCAGACAAUUAAGGGUAAAAUCCAAAACGGUAAAUCAGCAGGUCCACUAAAACAAGCAUCUUCGAGUGAGAACAUUCAGCAUUCGAAGCGUAGCUCAGAUGUUACUUCGUACGAAAUUGAUAGUUCUCCAAGUAAGAUGGAUGUUGUUGAAGAUGCGAAACCCAGCCCUAUUGCAUCUGCUAGAUUGCAUUCGCAAGAAGACAUUCAAUCAUCUGAUCAUGGAGAGAUUGGUGUUAGAGAAAGGACAUUUUCUUCAGGACAGGUGGACAGCGAUGCUGCAGCUGCUUCCAGACCAACUGAAAGUAUCAAGAAAUCUGUUGGGUCAUCUCAAUCACAAUCACACUAUGACUCUAAAAUUGGGGAGCAAAUGGAUAUCGAUAUCAAUGGAACGCAUACUCGAUUUCCGCAAUCAUCCAUUCGCCAUAAUUCAGAACUUAGUCCUGGAAAAGGUACAUUUUCAGUGAUGGAUAAGGACGAUAAUAGUAAAAUUGUGUUUGGUCAACAGUCACUGAAUUCUCCGGUGCCAGGUUCUGAGGAAACGAAUGACAGCAAGAUUGAACAACUUGAUCCAGAUUUAAAGUGGACCAGCAGUCAAGAGAAAGACCCUAUUUACAAGGGCUCUAAACCUCCGCAAUAUAAAGCAGAAAAGUUAGCACAGAGACAGUUUUUGUCAAAUUCUCCCAAUUCGGAUUAUGAACUCAAAGAAGAUAAAGAUUGGUCUGGUGAGACUCCAGCUGAGGAAGCAGUGUCAAAAGAAGUAUUUAAUCAAAGACCAGGCGCUAGAAGAAGCUCAACUGAAGAAACACAAUGUUCUGCUGCUGUUAAACGGUCUUUCGAUGACGAUCAGUGGAAUGCAUACCCUCCCAAUUCAGGUGGUAUGGGUGGUAAAAAUAAUUCUGUUAUUUCCACUGAAAGUGAGCGAUCUUUGCCGAAGCCAGAGUUAGAAAAGAAGAAAGAGACUUCUGAGAAGUAUCCCAGUGAAAGAACACCUUCAAAAGAAGUAGUCGAAGAAAAACUGGUUGAGAAUGUUAUUAUAUCACCUGGGAGCAAUUCAACUAGGGAGUCACAGCACUUGAAUCUCGAAGUUGUUCCUAAUGAUAGAUCAUUGAUUGACACGAUUGAUCAAGAUAAAUUCUCUCCUGAAUUGAAAAUACCUGUCCAGGAUCCUACGAUGUCAGGGAUUGAUGAAUCUUAUCAGUUAUCAUUUAAAGACCAAAACAAGAAGAUUCCAACUUCCUUGAGUGCAAACGAAGAAAGUAUUAAUGCUUUUAAUGUCGAGAAAGAAACUCCUGACUCGCCUGGACUUGCAGAAGGUAAAAAGUGCUUUGAAUCUUCUAUAGACCAGGGAAAAUAUGUGCCCUCUGAAAUCAGCAUCGGUAAAACAGUGGGAAGCGAUGAAAAUCAAACGGAACAGACGCCGCCCACCAAUGGAACGGGUUCUGUUGUCAGACCAAUAUUAUCCGGUGUUGGUAAGGCUUUAGCAGCAACACUCGGAGCGCCAGUAAUCGCUGGAGUAAUGGCUUAUAAUGCCGCAGUAGAAAAAAUUGGUAAAGCUUCCGCUGUGCAGCAAGAACCCAUUGUAGCCCCUGGACACAAUCUAAAAACCGAAAAAGAAACUGGUGAAUCACUAGAACCAAAAACAAUAGAUGUCUUAGAGGGACAACGGACACAGUUUCACAGCCCCAAAACUUUCUCUGUUUCUAAAACCCCUGAAUCUCACGGUUUGGAAAAACAUGGUUCAAAAUCUUCUCAACAAAGUGAUGACACAACUUUAAAGGAGCAAAAUCAAGCAGAAUCUGGAAACAAUGAGGCCGAAAAUUCAGAGUUGGUGAAACCCAGACGUCUGCCUAGUAAGGAAGGAACUCAAGGUGAUGAUCUUACUGCUGAUAACGAGAUUUCUAGAACACAAUGGGAUUCGUCCCCAUUUGAAAUUAUUCCAACUAUGGAUGUUCGGUCAAUGGGUGAAGGCCAUACACGGGAAAGUGUUCUAAGAGGUGAGAAAGCUAGAGAAGUGUUCCUAUCAAAAAGCGAAUCUGAGAAAGAUGGUAAGCAGAUCAACCAAUCAGAAAAUGAAAUUGAAAAAUCAUUACGGAAAUCCAGAGAAAUGGAUCUUUACCCACCCUCUGGAAGUGGCAUUCAAUCUCAGACACUGUUCAAAGGGUCCACUGCACCACAAGACGAUCAAAUGAGCUCUGAACUUGAGUCCUCGAUUCUGAAUAGCUUCUCGGAUGUUACUGUUUUAAAAGAUAGUAAUGAUUCGACAGAUGAUACUGAAAUUUAUGAAUCAGUUAAUUAUAUAUCAGGACGAACUUCUAUAGAGGUAACAGAAAAACAGGUGGUUAAUGUUGAAGAAGAAAAAUUCCCUAUAUUAGAACCAAAUUCUGAAAAUGGCGUAAUUAUCCCAGGAAAUCCUCUAAUAGAUGACGAUUAUAUAAUGGUCUCUGCAAGUGAACAUUCAGCAGCGUCACCUCUCAAGAAAGCCUGGCGUCUUAGUAGCGUAGGAGGAGCUGGUUCUGCUCUCAUCUUCGACCAAACUGAUGAAGAGUUGAAUGAAAUGCCAUCUCUAAAACCUAACAAUGCUUUAUUAGAGGAUAUGUAUAGUACUGAGGUUGGAUUCCCUCAUCUUGAAAAGGAAUCCCAAUCACAGGAAUGGGAUGAGGAUUUUCCAAAGAUACGAGAAAACGAAACAGAUUUGAUAUCAUCCGCAAAAUCAGACGAAAUUAUACAAACUGGAUCUGGAUAUUUCGACGAUGCUAGCUCAGAUGACACCACUGUAGAAAUGGUGGAGCUUGACAAAGAAGCUUAUAUUGAAAACAUAGAUAUGAUUUCUUCUUCAGAGCAUCGGAGUGACUUGGAAACUGGCGAAGGAAACGAUAGUUCUGGGUGGUUCCAAGAAGAUGAAACGAUGAAAUCUAUUGAUGAUUGUGUAUUCGAGCAAUCAUUAGUGGAAUCAAAAUCAGCAGCAAGUCAUCCUGGAGAAGACGCGGGCGAUAUUUCUAAUAAGAAAAGUCAAUUAGGUCCAAGGGAGAAUAAAUCGCAACCAAUUCCAGAACUCUUAGGAGGCAUUGAUUUCAUAUUCCCUUUUUCUGGUGGAGAAAAUCUUGGGGAAUCAACAAUCUCUGAACAAACAAAAAUAACUUUCGAUAAAUACGACCAAGCAAAAUCUGAUCAAGUAGUUAUAGAGCCAUCUGAGGAUGAGGUUGUUCUAGAAUCUGAUAAAAAUACACUGGAACAAUCUGAAUCUGUAUCAACGAAGUCUCCUGAAAACCUUGUGAAGAAAUCUGUGCUUCCUGGUGGCAGUCCUUCGGCGUUGGAUUUCUCUAAUCAGGUGGAGGAUGCUUUUUCAUUAACUGAUCAAUCAGCUAUCUCUAAACAUGGUCACCGAUCUGUAUAUCAAGACGUUCUCUGCACAACUGAUGAAAUAAAACCCUCUCUGGUAGAAUGUUCGGAGGCUUCAGAGUCACUAAUACUAAAUAAGGAUGAAAUUGAUGAUUUGACAUUGGAGAAAGCUCUGAGCGGUGAUAUAAUGGAACGAGGAGAUGAUUACAAGCAUGAAAUCGAACACCAACCUGACGAACUAAGAGAUUCAUUUAAAAGAAAUGAUAGUGAUUAUGAGAUUGUAUCCCAGCUAGAUUCAUGCUUAGACCACGACUCUCAGCUUCUGGAAUAUUUAUUAGUAGAAAAAACUAGAAGAAAUGAUGAGGAAAGUAAAACGAUAGCGAUUGGAAGUACUACGUUGACAGAGAUUCCUACUCAAACUAACGUUUCGAUUUCGAAGGAAGAUGAAAAAAUUUCGUAUAGAGAAAGCCCUGAAGCAAUUGUUGUUCGAGAAAUAUCUGAUUCAAAUGGGUCGACUAACCAGAAGGAAUAUUGUGCCAGAACAGAAGAUCAACAAGUUAAAGUCAGUGGUUCUUCAUCUCCUGAACAUGGAGUUUUCAAUGGGAUAAUAAAGUCGGAUCUGCUCUCUGAAUUUAAUAAUCCAGGAGUUCAAUGUGAGUCAACUGAUGUCAGUGACAUUAUACGAAUAACGGAUGCCAAAGUAAAUCCUCAUUCAAUUGACAGCCUGAAAGUUUCAAUGCCUGAAGAUUCGGAAGGAAAGAAAGAUAAUUCUUUGGCUAAAUGUGAUGCUUAUCUAGAAACUGGGACCGAACACUCCAUUUCGAAACCUGAGACGAGAGAGCUUAUUGAUAAAUCAGACGAUAAUGUCUUGGGUUACUCUAAAUCAUCAGGGACAGAUGAUGAAUUUACAAAAUGCCCUUCUGAAAAUAGUAAACUUCGAACUAACUUAAACCAAGAUCAAGAAAAUGGGUCACAUAUUGAUGCCACUGCUGAAGCGAUGAAGUCUGUUUCAACAGGCUCCGAUAAAAGCGCACUAAAUAGUGACUACGAAAUGGUGGUCUAUUCUGAUCCAAGGAUCGAUCACGAGUCUCAGAUGAUUGAGUAUCCUUCGCAGUCAAUGAAAGAGAUGGAUAGGAUGGAGUCUAACAGGAAAAUCGAUCUCUCUGACAAUCCAGAUAAGCCUGUUUUUACCAAAGAACAAAUAUCACUCCAAGAGGACGAUUUAAGCACGAGAUGUCAAGUGGAGUAUCCCCCAUCAAUAGGCAAAAUUUUGAUAACGCCUAGUGUUGAAGAACUAACGUUCAAAAAAUUGAAAGUUGAUGAACCAAUAGUUUCCGAUAUCAACGAGACAGUCACCUUCAAGGACAAUCAACUCGGUAUUCAAACUGCUACUACUGGCAUUGGUCUAGAAAACGUUCCUGAAUCGAUAGAUGCUCAAUCAUUAAUUUACUCAGAUCCAUAUAAGGACCAUGAAUCUUCUAUGCCAAAUAGCGGCCUUCCUAUGAAAAAUCAUCAAACCUUAAAAACUAGCCCUGAUGCGACAGACAAUGGAUAUCUGGAAUCUCGAACACAUGAAGCGGAAGAUAUACAAUCUGCUAUGAGCGAACCCUGCAAUGGGCACGAAGCAGUGGUUAGUAUUUCUGAUCCUCGGCUAGAUAUUGAAUCUACGAAAAAUGAAUGUUCUUUGGAAAGUGUUCAAGAAAACGGAGCGUUUAGUUCUUUGCGAGACCUUGAUAGAUACGAUAUAUCGGAAGAAAUGCCAGCCAAGAAAGAAGAAAAUGGGAAUGCGCCAAUCAUUUUCAGUGACAAUUCGAAUGCUGCUCAUUAUGAUAUAGGACCACCUAAGCCAGUGAAUUCAUUUGAAGAUUCACAAAGUACGUUCAAGAAUGAAGUUGACCAUGCUCACUUCCUUGUUUCGGCAAAUCGUCUACCAAAUAUUGCAGAAACAGACGCCAGAAAAUUGGCUUUGUCUGAAAACGCGCAAAUCUCUGACAUUGAUAUGACCUCGAAUAAUCAAAACUCAGAUAAAUCCAAGCUGGCAAUAAUCCCAAGUGAAGAUAAAAACGUUUCUUCAGAUGAAAGAUCUCAAGAUGAAUCACUCAAACAAAAACCAUCAGUUUCUGUUUCAGUUGCAGACGUUAAAACGAUGGCUAAAGCAUCGGAAGUGAAGUUGAUAUCAGAACCAUGGGAAGUUGAAUGUAAAACUGAACUUCGUAGCGAUAAAGAGAAGCCACUGGAGUCAUUAAAAAAUGUCUCAUUAGUUUCGAGUGCCGAUAAACCUGGGCCAGAACUUCCUUCAUCACAUGACGGAGAGUACACUGCAAACAAUCUUGAAAAUGAUGAUCAGACUGAAUUCCAUUUUCCAGCCGAUUUUGGCAUUAAGACAAAACUGUCUUUAGCUCAAGUUUCCUCGACUGUACCAUCUUUAGACACAGAAAAAUUACCACUAUUUGGUACUAAGACUGCUGAAAAUGAAGAGUAUGGUGGAUUCAAUUUGGAGCCUGGUUCACCAGUAUGUUUGAAAUUUCCAACGACUCAAGGUGUAGAUGACACUACUUCCAAAUCAGCACUCGACGAAACUACGGCUGUGACAUCUGAACAAGUGUCAAAGAACCGAUACCUUUCUGAUAUUAAGAAUUGUCUACUUGCAUUAGACGAAGACUCAAAAUCAGUAGAUAUUCCCUAUGAACCCCAAAUAUCUGGACAAAGGACUACUCCAGGAGGAUGUUGCGACAAUAACAUCAUUAACGAUUCACUUCAUUCAAAGAAAUAUUUUGAUGCUGAGCUAGGUUUGUCAGAGAGAAUGGGAGAAUCUUCUGGACUUUCUGGCAUUGGAUCGACAGGAAACGAUUACGAUGUUAUAAACCAAAAUGAACUUGAAAGUGGAUUGUUAGAUCCGUCACAUCAGUUAACUUCAAAUUCUUACACGAAUUAUGAGGUGCCAGUUCUAUCCGAAUUAGUAAUUAAUGAAAGCCUUGAUGGAGUUACAAACAAUCCUAUCGAAAAUGAGUCCUCGUCUUUUCCAUCUAUUAAAAUAGAACCAAUGGAAGAAACUAUGAAUGCCGACGACACUUCAAUUGAUUUAUCAAGCGAGUCCAUCACUGCUUCUUCUCAUCCAGAUGAAGAAAUCGUGCUAUACAAAAAUGAAUCCGAAUUUCCAGAAAAUUGCAAGUCUAAACCUCAUGGGUUUUCUUUAGCAGGCCUAGAGAAUGUAGCAUCUCCAGAGUACAUAUCUGAACAAGGGGAACAAUCUUUAGUUGUGUCAGAUGGAACAGCUGCAAUGUUGUCAUUUAAACCUGACUUUUUUGAAGGGAAUCGUUUAACCCCCCUUGAAUGCAAUAGAAAUUCAGGAAGUCCCUUACGAGAAAGAAUUGAAAAGCUACAAGAUGAUAAAUCUAAUUCAGAAAGUUGUAAAUCAGAAGCUGAAGCAUUGAGCAUCAAUUUGACUGAUAAGCUGGGGGUUGAGAGGCAAGAAAGAUUUCUGGUUGAUGGCUCGCAAAGUGAACCAAUGUCAGCAUCGUUGAAAUCUACUGAAUCGAAAAGUUCACAGAUUGAAGAUAGUCCCAAGUAUACUAGCGAAACUUCCAUAACUGCUGAAUCGGUUGAAAAUAAUGAAGAAAUAGAGAGUUACGUGAAACAAGAAAAUGAGCAAUUGCAUCAAAUGCAAUUAACGGCGGAAGGAUCGAAAGUAAAUAAUAGUUUUUCAGAGCCUGAAAUGCCGAAACAUAGCGAGGCCGUUGAUUACGGCCAAGACCUUGCCAAGCUGGGUAUUGAAAGGCAAGAAAAGUUCCUUGUUGAUGAUUCACAAAAUGAAUUGAAAUUGACUGAACUCCUAGAUGAUGAUAUGACAACUUCUGGUGGUAGAAAAACUUCAAACUCUGCUGAAAUCGAGGAAUCCGGAAUUGCAGAAGAACCAAAGACUUCUGGAGCUUCUGUUUGUGAAACAGGGGCUAAACCAUUAGAAAUGACUCCGAAGAAUUUUGGUGUUUCUGAAUCGGAAAUUCCUGUUAAAAUUUUCCGGGACGAAUCGUCUGUUGUUGGUGAUUCAAGAAAAGAUGACCAUGACCAUGUAGAGGCUCCAAUAAUACCCCCCAAAACUCUUAAUAUUGGUAAUUUAGGCAUUCCAGAACAAUGUAAGCAUUUUGAAGAUUUUGUUCCAGAAACGAAGUAUAAGCGCUUUUCUUCUUCAAAUGAUGCUAUAGUAUCCGAGGAUAUUUUUAAAACAGAAACAUCUACUGAAAUCGUUGCUGAUGAUGCAUCUAUUCUUUGUGAUUCAGGAAAAUACAAUCAAGAAGAUGGGAAGGUUUUGUCAGAAAAUUCGAAAUCUCUUGUAAUUGGUGAUUCUAGAACUGCAGGGCAAUCUGAAAAUACUGAAAUUUUCUCUCCGGAAGUAGAUAAAAAGUCUCAUCCUACAACCUCAGACACUACGCCAUUAGAGGGGACCACGAAGAGUUCAGAAACUUAUGAAACAAAACCAUUUGCUGAAGUAGCUUUAGAUGAAGCAACUGAUGUUGCUGGCUCAAGGAUAAACGAACAAGAACAUGAAGAGACUCCAGCUUCACUUAUUCAGCAUCCACUUGUUGAAAGUGCUUUAGGCAAAGAACGAGAAACCUCUGUCCCUGUUACUCAACAGCCAGAUAAAAGCUUAUGGGCUACUGAUAGCGGCUUAAUUGUAAUAAAUCCUCACCUUACAAUGUCCCUUGAAAAGCUCUCAGUACCAAAGUCGUCAAGUCUUUCUACUAUUCAACCACAAUCAAAGGGGUUAGUUACUCCUAAAUUUAUCAGUUCUUCCACGUCGGAGACGAAUUUAGAAGCUAAAAGUGUUACUUCAAGGACAGAUAAUGAUCCCUACUUCUCAGCAAGGGAGGAUAUUAGUGGAAGCAACGCAUUGUCAAUUGGUCCCUCUUCGGAUACUGAGUACUUCUCUGCUAUGGAAAAUAUGGAAGAUUCAUUGUUACUGAGUGAUGCUAAUGGGGAAGGUAAAUUUGCUGGAGAUGGAGCAAUUAAGCCCAAAAUGGAAUGUUCAAGCAGCGAAGAAACACUGUACGUUGACAAUUCUGACUUGGACGAAGGUGAUGGGGAAGAUGGGUUAGCAAUGCUGGGAAAAGAAGAUGUAGGCAUUACAGUUAAUGGAAUCAGAGUUCCUAGUACGACUUGUGCCGCUGAAUUUGCUGAAACAACUGAUAUUCAUAGUGAACUUAAUUCUGAACCUGUAUAUCCUCAAGAUACUGGCACUACCGUCCGUUUAAAAAUAGGAAGAGGUGUCUCUGAAAUUGAUGAAAAAAACAAUAGUUCUAUUGAGGAAUCGGACAAGCCGCUUGAUCUUACUUAUUCACAUGCGUUGGAUGAACCAGUCGUUAGAAGUAUCAAUAUUCCCGAAGCAUCAAAUAUUGGGAAAGAAGAAUUUAAAUCUGAAGUUCCUAUUCCAGGCAGCGAUUACGCGAAAGGCCACAGAACUACAAGUUAUGAAGUGUCGGAAAUAAAGAGCUCUGAUUUAGAUAAGACAGUGAAUAGACCAAGUGUGGAAUUGAGUGCAAGACUUGCCCAAAUUUCCCCCCAAGAUUUUGCGAUUGCAACUGAAGUGAAACUUCCUAGCGUUGGCGUUACAGCUUCCAAAGAAGACUCUGAUGAUUCAGUCUCUAACAUGGCUGUUCUAGAGUCUUUGCAAUCGAAGGAAAUCAGAUCUUCGAACCUAUUAUCUGGUAGUAGUAUAGAUGCAUUAAAGUUAGAUGUUACACAAGUAACAAAUUCACUCAAUAUCAAUAAAGAUAAAGAUAUGAAAAUCGGUAGUAAACAGGAAUGUAAUGAACAAACUUGUCGAGACUGCCUUGCAGGCAGCAGCUUCAUUGGAACCAAGUCUCCCACUGGUGAAGAAAAUAUGUGUGAAGUUGAUUCAUCGUUUCUAAAGUUACAAAGUAUAUCUGACUCGAGUAAACCUGUUACUGAUGAAAUUCCUAGAAUGCCUUGUACUGAAGAACCCGCAAGCCACACUGAGCCUUUUUCUUCAAAAUCGACGGAUGAAUCAAGUGUAUCAGAUAUGGGUAAUGGCGACUACGAUUUGACUGGAUUUGGAGACAGGGCAUCAAGAUUGGAUCCCAAAGCAGAGAAUCAUGGGUCAGAUGAGAUUGCAGAAUUCUAUAAAAAUGAAGGUGCUACUAUAUCUUCCAUUCCAUUUAGCAAACUUGAAAACGAUAGAAUAACAGGUGUAGUCGAAAUCACCAAAUAUGCCGACAACGUAGAACCAAGUUAUGAAAGUUAUCCAGGAAUGAAAGGUGUUACCACUUCAGUAGCUCAUCCAUGUCAACCUACUAUCUCCGCGAUCCAUCAAAUAGGUGAUAGUAACAAGGAUUCAAUCAAUGAAGAUAUUUCUGUACCUGGAGAAGGAGCAGUUGAUAAUAUUUAUCACCUUUCUAGUUUACCUAGCUGUCAAAAAUCCAAAAAUUCACGGAACAAAGAAGAGGUAAUUGCUAAGGAUUCACAAAAUUUUUCGAAUGGCAAAGCCUCCUAUUCAGAUCCAAGUGAAGCUAAUUCUAAAUCCGGUAUUUCCAGCGAUUUACACUCCAUGAUCCCUGUGAAGUUAUCUAUGUACGAAACAGAGAAAGCUUCUGUCAAUAUGGAGAGUUCAGAUCAUGACGAAUUGCGUUCAUCAAGUGGAGGAAUUAAUGCAAUACCUUCAGAAGAUUCUAUGGACAAAAUUGAUGCCUCUAAACAGUCAGAUUCUGAUAAAGAGUGUGCUUAUGAACAGUAUAAUUUGCCGAAACGGGAUUAUGAAGUUCGAUCAGGCACUGAAGAUGUUCCAGACAUUACAAGUCAAAGUUCUGAGACGUCAUUUUUAAUGUCAAUGCAUGAACAGAGUGAUGAACCAAGGAUUGGAAAGGGUGGCAGUUUAACGACCAUCGAAAUCGCGACACUCAAUGCGGAAACCGAGUCAACAGUUAUGGUCAUGAAACCUCAUGAAUUUGACAUUACAGAUGGGUUUGAAGAUAAUAUUUCUAGUAUAAAUAGUGGAAGUCUACUGAGAACUGAUGCGCGAUCUGGUGCGGACUAUCAUUCUGUUGAAGAUACCAUACCUAUGGAACAGUCGACGGAUGUUCUAACUGAUAAACUUGAAGAAAAAUUCUCUGAAUGUUCUCGUAAAAUUCAUGAUAUUCAGAGUGUAGACAUUAUAUCUUCUCAUAUUGUUGAGCCGGUAAGUACCUUAGAAAAAACUGUUGGUGAAGAUAACGGUUACAUUGGCAAGGAGGUCGAUGAAACAGGCAAAGAAGAAGCAGAACUUUCAUCAAGAGGAGACUUGCUGAUUGAACUAACUGAUCACAGUUGUACUGAUGUGUACGAUAUCAAGUCUAAGACAUCAAAAUCUAAAACGCCGGAAAAAAUGAAAGAACGUUUAAACGAAGAUGAUAAGAAUGGCUUGAUAGAAAAUUGCGUGGGAACUCGAGAGAAGUCUAAUUUUGUUUCAAUAGAAUCAUUAGGAAGGUGUGAAACAAUUGAUUCUAGCACAAAACUAUCCGAAGAGAGCGAGUAUCCUGUUCAUGAGGUCAGUAAAGAAGAUUUAUAUAAAGAUUAUUAUAAGUCAGCCACGGACGAAGAAAGCGAAAAGUCAGAUAAAAUAAUGCCUACAGUAGGUGGACUGUUUUGUAUUGAUAAACUUUCAAGAAAAGUUGAGGAUCUUUCUUCAAAGCCUCCACAAAUCCCAGAUAUGAGAAACGUGAGAGGUGAAAAAGGUGAAGUGAAAGCACCAAUUCCCAGUGGAAUGAUUUUAAUUGUUCAAGAUGACGAACACGUAUUCGCUGCUAAACCCUAUGAACAUGUAGAAUUUAAGGACACUCCAACUUCACUUAUUUCGGAAAAUUCUGAUAUUGAAAAUGAAACUAUAGUUGGAAUCGACAGUCAAAAUUCUGAUAAUGAAUUCGCUUGUGUGAGUCAAUUCGAUUUGAGUAAUAGAUUUAAUGCCGACAAAGAAGUAACCGGUAACGAACAAGGUUCUGACACUUCCCGCAAGACGAUGAGUGGCGAAAUCUUUGAUGAUGAAACUAGAACCCACACUGAUUCAGAGAGAAAGAAAGAGUCGGACUAUGAUCAUUCUCAAUCAGGUGUAUUGUUACAUUGUACCCCUGAUGACGUGAGGGGAAAAUCUUCAGUUUGUUGUGAAAAAGUUGGUAACGUAGUGAAGGAUGGCAAAUUCUCAGACCGUACUAGCAGUUCUGGUCUAGCCACUUCUGAAAGCCCUGAACCCUUCGGCAUUACUGAUCGUUCUUGUAACGAUGAGCUCACUUACAGAUUGCAUUUAGGACAAGAUUUGCAAAAAGGUGAGCUUGAUGACGAUGAAACAGCAGAAAAAUCAAAAUUGUGGAUCGUAAAAGAUCCAAAAGUCAGUUCAGAAAUACCUGAAGUGGAGAAUUUAAGUCGAAAAAAUACUUCCUGGCCAGAAAAUUUCUCAGAAUCUAUUAUGCUGUCUACUCCUUCUCCAGAUAAUGAAGCUACCUAUAUGGCUUUAAAGCCCAAAAAUCUUGAAGAGGAUUUCAAACCCGCUAACGUUUUAAUUGAUUCUCUUGAAGACAAUGAACAACAAGAUGAGUACACUGGAUAUAUGAAAACUGAACUAAUAGAUGAAGAAACUCCUAGAAAUAAAGAUCAAAUUACUAUGGAAAAUACCACAAGGGAAUGUGAGGAUGUCAGAAAGCAUCUGCCACAUGGUCUAUAUGCAAGCGAAUCUAGUGUGGUGUUUGGAAGUGGAAUACCUGGAAUCGCUGGCCAGUCUGAAACAGAAGAACCUGCUCACAAGGCUAAACUGGGGCAAGAGUUACGAAGUGAGGAUAGAAGGGAAAUAAAGGAAAAAUUCUCUGAAGAAAAGCUUUCAGAAAUGAAAAAUACGUCAGACAUCGACAGUGACUCGAAAAUAAGAUCCUCUGAGCAAAUAGGUAACGUAGAUUUCUCAAAAAUUUCCCUGCCAAAAACAUCUCUAAAUUCCGACAACUCGAAUGAUCGUGUUGGAGCAGGAUUUAUCGAUGAUCUGCCUUGGAAAUCUUCUCAACAGGCGGAAAAUGAGGACUCUUCUGCACGCUCUGUCCUAAAAACAACGGAAAAGACGGAUAGUGUCUUGAUGUCAAAAGCUCAGUCCGAGCUCCAGCAACAACAUCAGUGCAAAAUAGAUAAAGAUGCUGAACUAUCCUCAUUCGAAAGGUUCAAUAAAGUAGGUGAAGUAAGUGUAGGGACAACGGAUUUUAUUCUUCAUGAACCAGCUAUUCGAAGAACCACUACGGAAGAGUCAGGGCUCGAAGAGAAUAGCAUAAAAGGAGGGGUCGAUGAUCUAUUUCAAGCCUUACCUGAAGAUGAAUCUAGCCUAACCCUUGGUCAUUCCACUUGUGAAACUCUUACAUUCACGGGCAAGGGGGAACAAAAGUUGUAUGGAGACAAAUGUUGUCAUGAUCCAGCCGAUGUUCUAUCUGCAAUGAGAGGUGAUACAGUUGUGGAAGAAGUUAAAAAACCGUCAAAUAAUGCAAUGGAAGUAUCAUAUGAAUCGAAUAUGGGAUCUGUUCAACAAGCAGAGAGUUCUGAUUUCUCUACUAUUUUGGUCACAAGGAUAUCGGAUAAGCAUGGCAAAUCAACUGAUCUAGCAUCAGAGGCCCAAGCAGAACUUCAGGAACAAAAUAAGCAUGCUGGAAGAAUGAAUGCUAGAUGGAGCUCAUUCAUAGAGUUGGAUCAAAAUGAUGGUAAAGAAAAUGGAAUGGCCGAUCCGACUCUCAAUGUAGAUCACAAGUUUAGUGAAGAUGAAUUAAGCGAAGUUUCUGCACAAACACCAGAACUUGAUAAUCGGCAAGUCGACACUGUAGGUGAUAUUUCGUCAUCUCGCCAUUCUGUAAUCGAACCUUGCAUGAUGCCAGAGUCUUCAAACUUUACAAGAGGAGCAGUUGGUAAAAUUUUUCAAGAAAAAAUUGUCUGCAAGCCAUUUGUAAAAUCUCAUGAUACUACAGGCAGAAAAAUCAUCAACGAUUUCAAAUCAGCCCUAGAAGCUGAGAACUAUGACGACUUUGACAAUGACUCGAAUGACAUUUCUCAUGACGUAGAGAUCUCUGAUGAAUUUAAACCGCAAAGCUCUUUCGGUGAGAGAAUUGCGGAGGAUGCUCUUAAGGGGCUCUCAGACUAUCGGGACAGAGGAGAAAAUGAAAGGCCUUCUAAGUCCGCAGUAGACAUAGCCAUACCUUCAUCUGAACAAAUUUGUACAGACAGUGUAUCGGACAAAGCAGUAUUGCAAUCAACCAAUCCUGAAGCCACCAGUACAUCAGAUGUUUUCCUUCUCAGUAGUGAAAGCGAAUAUACGGAUUCAAAACCUAGAAAGCUUGAAGAUUUCAGUGAAUUUACUACUUCCUCAGGUGUCAUAAACACUAAUUUCUCUCGCUCUGGCUUUGAAGGUCAUGGAAGCGAAUAUUCAUCAGUCGCAGGUGAACUAAACAUGAAAAAUAGAUCCAAUCCUUCAUUCAAAACUGAUGCUGAAGAAUUUUUAGCGGAGCUUGUUAACAGGUCUUGUCAAGAUCGACUCGUAGCAAAAGAAACCUCACCAAAUAUGGUCAUCCACAGUAAAGAACCUUCGAAUUCAAAGAAAGUUAAUGAGGAGUAUGAUAAAUUGGAUGUAUUUUCUGAAAUAGGUUCACCAGAAGAAAGUCAUGAGUCAGACAAUGAUAAAGAGAGUGUGGGAACUUCGGUUAGUAUAGGAAAGAAUUCAACAAAACCUAGUGUUAAGGGAGAUGAAGGCGAUAAUGUAAGCUCUUCGGCCAAGACAGAAAAUACUGUUGUUUCUACAAGUACAGAUGGCAGACAUGAUAAAAAUGAAGUGGCAUGGGAAAGAUCCACUCGACGGACAAGGUGUUUCAACGACGAAAAUCGAAAGGGAUCUCAGGAAAGUCUUAUUGACCAAAUGGAUACCCGAAUUGAUCAGUCGAGCGGAAAUGCUUACGAACCUGAAGGUUUCCAACCCCUAGAUUCUGGGAAUGAUGAGAACAAAGACAUGGUUAACCUUGAACCUAUCAAGAGGGCUGAUGAAAAUGGUAUUGAAGGAUUUAGUUUGGAAAAUGAUUUCCCAAGAAAAUUUAAUAAUAAACUUACGAAUGCUGAAUUACCAAGUCCUGCUCUUCUGGAAAUAACUGAUGUGUCUUGUACUGAAGACUUCGUCAGUAAAUCCGCGCUUAUCUCUUUCGGAUCUCAGGAUUCAGGCGAGCGUUGUAAAGAGGGGGGUGCAAAUAGUGAGUUCUCUCAACUACCGGAUCAUUUCAGGGAUGUGGAUGAAGUAGAAUUAGUAGAUGAAAUUGGUCUUCUUAAUAGCAUGGAGUCUGAUGAUGACAAAGUUCGCAAAGAGUCAUCAGACUCAAGACUUACAGAACAUACUAGAGAAAACCAAACGGACAAAUCUGAUAAUUUACGAUCUGGCACUAAUGAAGAGAAAAUUAGAGAAGAUCUAACAAGGAGUGCUGCUGAUGAAAUCAAGAGAGAAGUUGUUGAAGGAGAAAUAGAGUGUGAAGAGAAUGCAUUUGAAGUUGAAAGGAUUGAAGGUGCUUCUGGUUUGUUUUGUUCCAAAAAAGCCGAAUCCAAAUUUAAAACAGCUUCUGAAGAUAAUGAUUCUGAUAGUAUUUCAACAAAGGAGACUUGCCCAGUAUAUGCAUCAAGUGCGGAGGGGUUAAGUGAUGAGACUUCCAGUUUUCCACUUAAAACACAUAUUAAAUCCUCACAAAAGGAAAUCGGCUGUAAAGCAGUUAUGCAAAGUGAAAAUAGUAAAAAUGGCAAAUUACAUGAAAUUUCAAAAUCUGGGCCCACUGAUAAAAGUAAUUUGCAUUUUGGUGAAAUCGAAGAAGACGGCAAAAAGGGCUCGGGUAAGAUUUCACUCAGAGUGGAUGAAAAGGAUGGUAAUAAAAUCAUAGGGUGUGAAGAGGGUGAUUUUCUUAAAGGCCAACUAAGUGAACCUUGCGGGGAUAAACUCCAGAGCAAAUCCUUGACUCAACCAAGAGAUAAUGAGUCCACUCUGGACCAGAUGGACUCUUUGAAUAUCACCAGUUCCAAUCUUCCAGGAAUGAGCAAAGACACAUCGAGUAACAGAGCUCCUGAGCACAAUAAAGAUGAUCUUAAAGAAAAAAGUGUUAUUGAAUUCUCUGCUAAUGGUGAUGAAAUGAACAAACAAGGAGUUAAAGAUUACCUCUCAGAAAAAGUUGAUGAAGUUCGAAGAGUAGCAGAUCAGGCAACGGUGGGUGUAGAUGACUCACAGCUCUCAGCUAACAGAGGCUCUGAAGAUCCAACGGUCGAAGUCGGAAAAGAUAUAAACACACCAAAGGGGUCGGAAGCUAAUAGAAAAUGUGAAACUGGCUCCGAUAUAUGCAAACAAGGCGAGGGAGAAGGCAAACUGAACGAAACUUUCAUGCUAACGGAUAAAGGUUCCAUUGAAGAAUUUACUAAUUUUUCGAAAGGAAGUUUAAAAGUGGAUAGAGUUCCUGAAUAUGGAGAAGGAAAAGUCCAAAAUGGUGGGCCCGUUUCUUCAGAAUCCCCUUUGGAUGUAGAGUCGGAGAAAUCUACUGUGAAAAAUACUUCAGAUGAGACUACACUUCGUUCAUCGUCAUCUUUAUCUGAAGAAACUGGUGCUAUGAAAAUCGGUAAAUUUUUGGAGAGGUCGGACGACUUCGAUUCUGGUGGGGGAGUUUACUUGGGGUCAUCAAGGAAAGUUACGAUUGAUUCCGAAAGUUCUGCAGAGUCGGUUGAAAGGUUCCCACUGUCUAGUCGAAGCUGCAAUGAUGAAUUCGCAGAUGGGUCCAAAGUGGGCGAAAUUAUGGGACGAGAAAGUGAAUACGAUUGCAAAAUCGACUCUGCGACAACAUCCGUCUGUGGCAUAAUAGCCUCUGCAGAUGCAGCUGAUCAAACCUAUAGUAAUAACCUCUCCAGUGUAAUAACUAAUGAUAAAAAGCAAGAGAUUGAAAAAUAUAAAGGAGAUUGCCAAGUUCGUGAUGAGUCUGAAGGCAAAGUUCCUUUUGAUUUGGAAAUUUCUGCUAUUGCAUCGGAAAGCUCCGUACUCUUAGGUGAAACCGGCGACGAAAUGAUUGCUAAUAAGUCUGCGUUUGGGGAAAAUCAAUCUUGCUACGUAAUGGAGAUAUCAAAAGUAAGAGACCUUCCAUUUGAAGAUACUUCGACUACAGAUGUUGAUAAUGUUGUUGAAAUAUCUGAAAAGACAAAUACAAAGUCUGCAAGUCCAAUGGAGAUAUCCAGUAGGCAACUACCAGCUGAGAGACCAGAAAUUACUCAAACUCAGAAUGAUAUCAAAGUUGCGGAUGAUAGUGUUUCACGUCUGCUUCAAAAGGAUGAUUAUUCCAGAACACCAGAACAAGUUGGAGAAGAUCUUGAAAGAUGCAGUGAAGUAAUUACAAACAGAUCUCCAACUAGUGUACCUCCAUCAUCAAUCAUAGUUCAAAGUUCCGGAACCGAAGUUGGGGCUGGCGUUGAAGAUGAUAUAGAUUUAGCUUCCAAAGGAGAACUAGAUAACACCAAACAACUAUAUGCAAACUGUAUUUUACCUGAAACCGAGUUGGCUGAACAGAUUUUUAACACAGACUUUGUGAACGAAAGCAAGAUAGAUGAAAGGAUUGGAGCAAUAAAGCAAGGUAUGGAUGAAGAUUCAGAAAGAGAUUAUGGAAUGCCCGGAAAAAGUAACAAAGAUGAGUCUAAACAAAUGUAUGUAAAUCCGUCUGCUGCUAAUAAAGACAAUGGAUCAUUUAUGGAAGACAGUAAUGAAAAUGAAAAAGCCUCACUAUUGUUAACAGCCGAAGUUUCUAGUAAAGAACUAAAGAAUCUUGAACCUGAUUUCGGAUCAUUUUCGAAGGUUUCGGAAUGUUUGGUUACUGAAAAGGCCACUUUUAGGAGGUUAGAUACCGGCGAAUUGCUAAAAAAUCUAAGUUCAAGCGAAUCAGUUCCUUCCCGACCUUCUAACUUCAGAAGCUUCAAUGUUCCUGACCCAAUUAAAUGCAGAUCACCUGAAAUGUUCUCGGGACAAAAUUAUGUUCACGGUGGGGAUAUUAACUCAUCCGAGGAGACGUAUUUCCGUAGUUCUAUUGGAAGUCCUUCAGCAUUUGUUUCAGGUUCUCCAUUAAUCAAUGCAGAGCAUUUACGUCACGAAUCCUCUCCUGAAGAUAUAGAAAGUUCAUCCUCUUGUAGUCUGCUAGAACCCUCUGAAGAACAUCCCCGUGUAACCUCACCUAUUCAUUACUCUCAAUCUGUGUUUGAACGACCUGGGCUAGGGGAUCUCUCUCCAAUUACAGAGGAGGCCUCUCCUAUGCUCAAACGUCUAUCUCGACCACUUAGCUUUGUUCUAGCUCCUUCUAUCGCUCCUCUGCGAUCAGAGGUAUUUAUCUAUCCCCUCAUAAAUAAUACAAAACUGUGCAGUGGACUACUUGAAGAACUUGAGGCAGAAGUAGCUUGGAUUUCUUCAAUGCAAGGGGGACUUUUGAAUGAUAGUUUUGUAUCCCUCAAUGACAAUGAAAAUCAAAAACUACUUGAUCAUUACUACGAAAUCAACAAUGACCUUUUAUCCCAUAAACAAUCCUGUUUGGCUCUGUGUUCUAAAACGGAGCAAUUGGUCUUAGAAGACAGUAAUUCAAUUCCUUCAAAUUUGAGAAAAGUGUUGGAAGAUAAAUCACAGGAGAUCAAAUCGAAAUUUGGAAAGCUUAUGCAAGAAACCACCUCUAGGAUACAUCUACUUACAACGUGUCUAGACAAUCUUGAACAGCUGACGUUCGAAUUACAGGACUCCAAGUUAUGGUUAACAACUACUCAACAGCAGUUAAACAACGUCCUGAACAUCGCUGACCCACAGCCUGAAAAUCUUUCUACCUGUCAAGAGCAGCUAAUCCUCUUGGAGAGGGAACUCAUAAUCAAAAAAGGCGAUUUUGCGGGCGUGUCGUCACCCUCACAAAAAUUCCUUUCCUCGUUAGAAAAAUACAAUUCGACUAAGAACGAAUACGCAAAUAGUGUCGGAGCUGAUAUACCUAAUCUCCAAGCCUCAUCUGAAAAUGUUAUAUCUUCCGUGGAUACCGCUGUUACUUGGGUUCGGGAUAAGUUCAACAGUUUGGCAGCGUUGGCAAGGGAACAGUCAGCACUCUAUUCUGAAGCGGCUUCUGGUUUCAACGAAUUCUCCACAGGAUUGACGAGCUUUCAUGAUGCGCUUGAUGUAGCUGAAAAGAACUUCUGGCAAACUGUUCGGAAGCUUCUUGCAGCGGGUGUUGAUGUUAAUCCCCGUUCAGAUGCAAACACUCGUGCUCCUCUGAAUACCGACUUGAUUACGAAUCCUAUACUUGUGAGAGAUCAAGCGGCUUUGCUGUUUGCUUUGGAUACUGAUCUAGCAAGACUUACUAAGACUCUCGAGAAUUUGGAUGACCAAAGGACUAACCUGGCAGAAAACCUGCUUCCCAUUGUUUCAAUAUCUGCCUCAGCCAUCGAUUCAAGUGUACAUAAACCUCUGGACUCGGAGAAAUUACGCCUCUCUUCACUUAAAAAAGACCUGCAUUCGAUUGAAGGAGAGUUGAAAUCCCUACUCGGUACGCUUGGUUCUUCUAAAAAAGCUGUGGAAGAUACUUCAGCCUGGCUAGAAGGCGCUGCUGCGAGUGAAAGGGUGAAGGAUCAAUCUGGGUCUACACUUUCAGAUGCUCUUCAUGCGAGAGAUAAAAUGCAAGCUGAAUUAUCAGCGAGAGAACUUGGGCUUGAGUCCUCACUCCGCGAUGCUAAGGAAGAACUCCGACAACUGAAAGAAAAUGGUGCACCUUCAGAAGAUAUAGAAAAAGCAAAGCAAAAAUUUGUUCAGGCUCAACAACUUGUGGAAAAGUGUGCUCAAUGUGCUGAUUUACAACAGAAAUUGUCUUCUAAUCAGGAUUUGCUCAGCGAGCUCGAUCAAGAUUCCGUUCUUCUAGAUAAAGCAUCGGCCGGUUUAAAUGCGAUUUUGGAGCAGACGAAAGCCAAUUUGCAUGUUCUUGAGUCUGGGCGAUUAAGCAAAGAAGAAAGUAACAAAAUGCUGGAUGAGAUGAAGGCAACGAAGGCAGAAAGAGAAGCAGAAGUUACAAAAUUAGAAGAUGCGAUAAAUAAACUGGAGAGCGAAGCAAAUGCACUCGGCAGAGAAGGUGAUAUCAAGGCUGCCAAAGAGAAGUUAGCAGUGGUCCGUGGAAAUCUUGCUAUACUAGAAAAAUUAAUCCUCAAAUCUCAGCAGGAGUGUAAUGAGCGCUUCUCACGUCAGGAGCAAUUCGAGGCCUCUCGAGCUAAACUAAUUGACUGGAUUCAAAGCCUUGAGACACGGCUGAAUGCUGGUAUCUUUGCUGACAGAUCAGCUGUGGAUGAAGCAUCGAUUCAUAAGCAGAUAAAGGAACUUGAUAUAAUUGAAUCUGAAUGUUUUUCAUUGGGAGGUGAGGUAGAAGCUAUAACUGCCCUUUUGAAGCCUUCUGAUGACAAGUUAAUGCUAGAAGCCGAAGGAAUGAAAAAUCGCUAUGACAAACUUAAGCAACAUGUUACUGAAAUGCAGUCUUCUGCUUCGAUGGCUUUGAAUCGCUUACAGACAUUUAACCAAGCCUAUAUAGAGGCUGAUGCUUGGAUAACACAGCGUCUUGCUCAGGUCUCUCAAAUUCAUCUUGAAUCUACCAAUCCACAUGAGAUUCUUGCAUUGAAAGCAAAAGUUGAUAGUUUCAAAGGAGAGCUAGAAGCCAUGUCACCUCGAAUGGAUGACCUUAAACAAUUAGGCACCGAAUUGUUGGUUCAGAAAGGAGUCGGAAAAGGUUCAAAUAUCAUUCGAUAUCACUUGACAGAUCUUGAAAAGAAGUGGAAAGCUCUUGAUACGAAAUGCAAAGAACGAUCCUCCGAAUUUGCUGAUACCUACUCACAGGCGCUUUCUCUUGAGCAAUGCUUUAAUGAUCUUGAUAAUCACCUCAAUCACCAUUCUCGAUCUUUUGAGAAUCUGUCUAUGGUACCUUCACCCAAAGAACAACUACAAAAGCUUCUGUCACUACACUUCGGAUUGAUUCGAACUGAGCCAUCAAUGCAUACAUUCGAGGAAGCAGCGAGUCAAUUCCUGAAUUCUCUGCCUGCAAGUGUUGAUGCCUCAGACCUCUCCUCUAAUGUCAGCAGCGCUCGAUCACGCUUUGAUAGCUUGAUGGGAGCAAUUGAAUCUCGUUUGGAGACUCUUCAAGAUGCCAUGGCUGACAAAGCAGAAAAGGAAGCCUUAAAAAACCAUAAAGUUACAGAAGGGGGACAGGAAAUGUCUAUUGAAGAAUCUGAAGAAAUCCCGAAAUCAGCUAUUCUAGAUAUGACCGAAUCCGCGGACAAUACUCUGAAGAGUAAUAAAGAGUCAUUGACCCCUGGAGUUAAAAAGCCUCUAUUCGAAACUCUUUCCCAAAGUGAGUCAGAAUACGACGCCUCGGCAGCUAAAUUUGAUAGUGUGAAGGAACGAGUCGCCGCUCUGCAAGUGAGUUUAACUCUUCUUAAUAAAACUAUUUCAUCUACUGUGCUUAUCUAUAUUGUAUCAUUCCAGGCGUGGUUGGAUUUGGAAUCUACAACAUCAGACUCUCCAAUCUUUGAAAGUGGCACCUUUCCUACAACAAUUUCAAGUCUUGCUAAAGCAGUUCAGCGAGCUGAGACCUUCUUAGCUCUGGUGGAAUCUCGAAGAAAACAGCUUGAUUCUCUUAGUGUAGAAGUGAAAGAUAUGCAGAAUCUCGAGCUUACCGAUGAACUUAGCAGAUGCCGGACUCACUUGAAUGAUGUAGAAAGUAGACAUGCUGAUAAAUUGAAAGCUUUGCAGGAAAUUAGAGCUAAAGCUGAACCAAUUGAAACAGAUAUUCAAGCUCAACAAGUCAUGCUUGGUGUCCUUGAAUCUCAAUUGCAAAAAGAUCUUGGUUCAAAUAUUCGUCUAGAAUCUCUACUUCAGAAUGUUAUCAAUCACGAGUUCCCACCUAUCGCAUCCAAAAUUCAAGAUCUCGAAGAUACGCUGUCAAAACUUGGAGAUGGGAACCCGGAUCAGUCCGUUCAAUCUCUUAAGCAACAAGAAUCAGCUCUACAAAAACGUACUAAACGUCUCGAAUCCUCAAUCAAACGUGCUAUUGAAGGAGGCCAAGCUGAUCAAAAAACAAUUUCCAAUCUUCUUACCCGUGGUGAUCUAAUAAAACGUCGAUUAAAUGAACUUGAGGAUAAAAUUGACAUUUCAAGAUCUGGUGGUACAUUGCUUGAUCCAGAUUCACUAGAUCGAAACCUCAAUGAUAUCAUUUCAACUACUGAUAAAGUGUUUCUCAGCGACUUAUUGAACCGCUUUAUUUUCUUAUCGCAGCUAGAGGAAUGUGAAGACUCUUUGAAGGCUCUGAAAGAUGAUAAGAAAGACCUAUCAUCACUUCCUCUGCUAGACAACUUCAUGAAGGAUCUGAAGCGACAAUCCACUCGUGUACGUGAGGCAGCGGAAGUGGCUUCUGAAGAGUUACGACAAAAGGUGAACAUGGCGAAACAUUAUUCUGAUCAAAGGGAGAUUCUGUCAAAGAUGAUUACUGAGGCUCACUUAAACUCACCUCUUCGUUCCCGCAGGUAA
Rodentolepis nana is the source of this 25317-nucleotide messenger RNA. Lineage: Eukaryota; Metazoa; Platyhelminthes; Cestoda; Cyclophyllidea; Hymenolepididae. The record is from the annotation of a GenBank genome assembly.